Molecule: messenger RNA, 1262 nt
Organism: Impatiens glandulifera
Lineage: Eukaryota; Viridiplantae; Streptophyta; Magnoliopsida; Ericales; Balsaminaceae
Product: probable protein phosphatase 2C 9
Exons: 5
Coding region: 126-980 (284 amino acids)
Biological process (GO): protein dephosphorylation
Cellular component (GO): cytosol; nucleus
Molecular function (GO): protein serine/threonine phosphatase activity
Source: RefSeq, a predicted model, not a curated record
CAUAAGAGUUGUUUGUGUUUUCCUUUUCCUUUGCCUUUGUAUGGUGUCACUCCUCUGUUUUGUUUUUGAGAUUUCAACGACAGAUUUAUGCAGGAAGAAGAAACUGAGGUGUAGCCACUUCAUUAAUGGGGAUUUUCUGCUGUUUCAGUUCUCAGCAUUCGGGAGGGCAAUCUUCGCGUUCGCGGGGUGGCAGCUCGGGUAAAGGGGGAAGUUGUCGAUCGUCUGUCAAGUACGGGUUCAGUCUAAUGAAAGGAAAAGCAAAUCAUCCCAUGGAGGAUUUCCAUGUUGCAGAAUUUGUACAAAAUGACGGGCGAGAACUCGGUCUAUUUGCUAUCUACGAUGGCCAUCUAGGAGAUGCUGUUCCAUCUUAUUUGCAGAAACAUUUAUUCUCAAACAUCCUAAGCGAGGAGGAGUUCUGGAGUGAUCCAAAUAGAGCAAUUGGAAAAGCCUAUGAAAGGACAGAUCAAGCAAUUCUGUCGCAUAAUCCGGAUUUGGGGAGAGGCGGAUCUACUGCUGUUAAUGUCAUUGUUAUUAGUGGGCGUCAAAUUUGGGUAGCCAAUGUUGGAGAUUCAAGAGCAGUGUUGUCAAGGAAGGGACAAGCCAUACAGUUGACUAUUGAUCACGAGCCCAACACAGAACGAGGCAGCAUUGAAAACAGAGGCGGCUUUGUCUCCAACAUGCCAGGAGAUGUUGCAAGAGUAAAUGGUCAGUUAGCCGUUUCUCGUGCUUUUGGGGACAAGAAUCUAAAAACGCACCUAAGGUCGGAUCCUGACAUUACAAAUGCGGAUAUCAACAAGGAUAUAGAUCUCCUUAUCCUGGCUAGUGACGGUCUUUGGAAGGUUAUGUCAAAUCAAGAGGCGGUUGAUAUUGCAAUGAAGAUAAAGGAUGAGCAGAAGGCAGCCAAACAGCUGGUAGCAGAGGCAUUGAAUAAAGAUAGUAAAGACGAUAUCUCCUGCAUUGUCGUGCGUUUUGGGUUUUGAGAGGUUAAUAUUAUGUAAUCGAGUAUUUGGGACCAACUCCAAGAAGGGAAGGAACAUACAAACAAAUAGGUUAUGGUUACACAUACCGAGAGUCUUUCCGUUUGACAAAUUCUAGAGUAAUGGUGAAAUUAUUAGGGUUUGUAAUUGCUUGUGGUUAAGUAGAUUUGUUGUUGGUGUUUGUGUGUUUAUUUAUUAUGACUUGUCAUAAUAUAUAUAUACAUAGGAAAACAUUAAUGUGGUUUGGCCUAUUAUAAUAAAUAGCUUUUUUUUUUCCUAUUCAAA